GGGUGAGGGGUUGCGUCAGUUCCGCUGACGCGCGGCCACUUCCGCAGCGCCUCCUUGGUUCCGGCGGCGGCCGCCCUGAAAGUGACUUUGAGCGGUGUCGGUGGCGCCGGUGCUUGAUUAGCUGCCUGCAGGCUCCUGAAUCAUCUCAGCCAUGGCAGAGGACAUCAACACCAAGCUGGCCAGGUACAAGACAGCUCCAUUCGACAGUCGCUUCCCCAACCAGAACCAGACCAGGAACUGCUGGCAGAACUACCUGGACUUCCACCGGUGCCAGAAGGCUCUGGCAGCCAAGGGAGCAGAGCCAGGCCCCUGCCAGUGGUACUACAGAGUCUACAAAUCCCUCUGCCCAACCUCCUGGGUGACCACGUGGGACGAGGCCAGGGCCGAGGGCACCUUCCCUGGCAAGAUCUGAGCGGGAAGAAGACCUCCAGGGAGUGUGGGGGGGAGGGGCAGAGAGCUGGCAGUGCCUGGGGGGGGCUGGGGAUGGCCCCCCGAGGGU
This is a messenger RNA of Dryobates pubescens (Downy woodpecker), 499 nucleotides long. RefSeq names its product cytochrome c oxidase subunit 6B1. Lineage: Eukaryota; Metazoa; Chordata; Aves; Piciformes; Picidae. The record is from RefSeq and is a predicted model, not a curated record. The transcript has 5 exons. Gene Ontology annotation, cellular component: mitochondrion; respiratory chain complex IV. The coding region runs from base 152 to 412 and encodes 86 amino acids.